CUAGUGACGUCAUCGCGCAAACCGGAAGUAGACAUGGCGCGGAUGCUAGCUGCUGGUAGCAGCAUGAUGUCCUCCUGCUCCCAGAAGCUCGGAGCCGGGCUUUGGCUCGUCCUCCUCGGCCUGUCUGCGGCGGCGGUUCCGGCCUGGACCAAACCGGACAGUUUGAAGGAGGUGACGGACGCGAACUGGGACAAAAUCCUGGCGGGAGAGUGGAUGAUUGAAUUUUACGCUCCGUGGUGCCCGGCGUGCCAGCAGCUGCAGCCGGUGUGGAAGGACUUCGCGGACUGGGGGGACGACAUGGGCAUCAAUGUGGCCAAAGUGGACGUGACGGAGCAGCCAGGUCUGAGCGGCAGAUUCAUCAUAACUUCACUUCCUACCAUCUACCAUUGUAAGGACGGCGUCUUCCGGCGGUACCAGGGCCCGCGGACCAAAGACGACUUCCUCGCCUUCGUCGAUGAGCAGAAAUGGAAGACGUUGGAGCCCAUCUCCUCGUGGUUUGGUCCGUCUUCAUUCCUGAUGAACUUGAUGUCGGCUCUGUUUAAACUCUCCAUGUUCAUCCGGCGUUGCCAUAACUACAUGACGGACAGCCUGGGCAUCCCCGUGUGGGGCUCCUACGUGAUCUUCGGUCUGGUCACGCUGUUCUUGGGUCUGGCUUUGGGUCUGCUCCUCGUCUUCAUCGCAGACUUCGUCUUCCCGUCCAGAAGGUUUUCCCCGGAUUACCACCAGAAGUACCGGAACAUCCCGACGAUCCCGCUCCCGGACGAAGGUCAGGAGGCGGAUGGAGAGGAAGAGGACGACGAAGAUUACGACGGCUGGAGAAGGAGGCCGGGGCCUGCGGAGAUGAAGCCGCCUUACGCCGACGACGCUGUGAGGAAGCGGGCGGUGGGGAACCGCCAGGAGGAGGAGGAGGAGGACACUUAGAGGGGCGGAGCUCCUGAGCAGGGCGCCGUGGACUCCUCCCUACUCGCCCCCUCCCCUCUCCUGUCGGAGCGCUCAGACUCUCCCCCCCAGGACCAGCAAACGCCGUGGAAGUGGGCGGGGCCGAGCUCCUCCGGGUUUGCUGGUCGUUCUAUGCAUCGUUUUUGAAAAACAAAGUUCUUUGGUGUAAAACGUGGAUUUUAUUUGUGGCGCGUUCAGUUCCUUUAUUUGCUUUUUUAACCUGGAAGUUCCUGCAGACGUGGGAGGGGGCGGGGCCUAACGAUUGAUCGAUCGAUUGAUCACAAAUACAGAAUCGCUGCCUUUAGGUCCUCCUGCAGGAGCUGCUCUUCAGUCUGAGGACGCCGCCGUCUCACCGCCGCUUCACCGCCGUCCUCCACGGAGGAUCUUCAGUCCGGCUGUGAACCUGCUUCAGUUUUAGCUCCUCCCACUUUCCUUUGUAUUUCAGAAUAAAAGCGUUUUGAAUGUUUCUCAUCGUUUGCUUGAAGAACUUGUGAGUGGACCUGCCGGUUCUGGAUCUACGCUGAAAAGUCCGUCUCAGUCCUGACGCUCAGACUGUUCUGGCUCCAGAACCCUCUUCUGACCCGCUCCAGAACCCUCAAUGACCCGCUCCAGAACCCCCCUCUGACCCGCUCCAGAACCCCCCUCUGACCCGCUCCAGAACCCCCUCUGACCCACUCCAGAACCCCCUCUGAUCCGCUCCAGAACCGUGCUGCUCUCCCAGAACUGGAUCCAGUAUUUGCAGAGAGGAUCUCCGUCGGGUCGGGUCGGGUCACACGUUUCGGUCUUUCUUUGCUCUGUUUAUUUAACGUUUUCUUUCUAACCAUAUUUAUGGCUUGUAGCAUCUUCUCUGAGCGUCUCUCAGCGCUCUUUAAAUAAAGAUUUACUUCUGGAAACA
Oryzias melastigma (Indian medaka) is the source of this 1834-nucleotide messenger RNA. RefSeq names its product thioredoxin-related transmembrane protein 1 (gene tmx1). The record is from RefSeq and is a predicted model, not a curated record. NCBI's taxonomy places the organism in Eukaryota, Metazoa, Chordata, Actinopteri, Beloniformes, Adrianichthyidae. The coding region runs from base 34 to 921 and encodes 295 amino acids. The transcript has 8 exons.